UGUUAAAAAUUUUGUCGAAAUAGUUUUAUUUUUUUUUAAUAAAAUUUAAAUAAAGUGCUGUUAUCCGUUGCAAGCUACUGUAGUGUUUUCAGUGUGACGCAUUACUUUAAACCGCAUUGACUGUACUUUAGUACUACAGUAUAUGCGACCUUCACCUCUAUCUUAUACUCUUUGCGCUGGAGGUUGUAGGUUCGAUUCCCUUGGGUGUUGUGUGAGUGAAAAAUGCCGGAAAAUGAGUAAAUAUCCUAAUUUGUGACGAGCCCAAUAAAGAGCAAAAAAAAAGUAAUCUCUCUAGCCCACCAUUUUUUGUUUUAUUCUAUGAGUCCUUUAUUCAUGUUUGUUUUGUGAUUAAUUUUAAGUGCUUUUGUUUUUUUUUGUUUCAUUUUGAAUGAGUCAUUAUCUUAUAUGCUCUUAUAUUGGUUUAUGGGAAGCUUACUUGAAAAGGUUUAAAACAACCGAUUUGAAGGUAUCAUGGCUGAUCCGAGAAUAAAAACCUUGAAAAUAAAAACAGGUGUUGUAAAAAGGUUAGCCAAGGAAAAAACGGUUUACGAAAAAGAAGCGGAUCAGCAAAGAACGCGAGUUGAAAAAUUUAAAGCUGAAGGUAAAGAUGAGCACGACAUCCAUAAACAGGAAGAGGUCUUGCAGGAAUCACUUAUGAUGGUACCUGAUUGUCAAAGACGAUUAGCAAAGGCUUACAUUGAACUCGAUGGUAUAUUAAAUUCUGAGCAAGAUUUAAAGGAAACUGAGGAGUAUUUGACUGCUCAAGUGGUAUUGGAGGAAGCCAAGCUGCAAUUACCAAGUUCCUAA
Messenger RNA from Cylas formicarius (sweet potato weevil), 807 nucleotides. It is a transcript of the gene Tbca, whose product is annotated as tubulin-specific chaperone A. Gene Ontology annotation, biological process: post-chaperonin tubulin folding pathway; tubulin complex assembly. Gene Ontology annotation, molecular function: beta-tubulin binding. Lineage: Eukaryota; Metazoa; Arthropoda; Insecta; Coleoptera; Brentidae. The transcript has a single exon. Bases 472 to 807 code for a protein of 111 amino acids. The record is from RefSeq and is a predicted model, not a curated record. Gene Ontology annotation, cellular component: microtubule cytoskeleton; cytosol.